GUGUAUCUAUUCUAUCCCACGCCUCCCCAUCUCUCUCUCUCUCUCCCCCCCCCCCUCCCUCCACAACGCCAAACUCACAAAACUGGUUCCUGACGCCACAAGCUUCGGUUUUGGUCUGCAACGUAAUACCAUCAUGGUUGAGAAGGACGACCUGGGUUUGAGUCUCAGCUUGAGCUUCCCCAACAAACCUCCUAAUAAUCCUCUGCACCUCAAUCUCCUCCCUUCUUCUAUUACUUCUCCUGCUUCCUCCAAUCUUCCCAAACCCUCUUGGAACGACGCCUUCGCCUCCUCAGAUCGGGAUUCUGAGACAUGCAGAGGCGAGGGAAGAUCUUUCCUGCGAGGAAUCGACGUGAACCGAUUGCCUUCCGGGGUGGACUGCGAAGAGGAGGCCGGCGUUUCGUCUCCGAACAGCACGAUAUCGAGCGUCAGUGGCAAGAGAAGUGAGAGGGAGCCCAACGGAGAAGAGCAUGACGCCGACAGAGACUGCUCUCGAGGAAUCAGUGACGAAGAAGACGGCGAAACCUCCAGGAAAAAGCUCAGGCUUUCGAAAGAUCAAUCCGCUAUUCUCGAGGAAAGCUUCAAAGAGCACAAUACCCUCAAUCCCAAGCAAAAGUUGGCACUCGCAAAGCAGCUGGGCCUUCGACCGAGACAAGUAGAGGUCUGGUUCCAGAACAGAAGGGCAAGGACCAAGCUGAAGCAAACUGAGGUAGACUGUGAGUUCUUGAAGAGAUGCUGUGAGAAUCUGACGGAGGAGAACAGGCGGUUGCAGAAGGAAGUUCAAGAGCUUAGAGCGUUGAAACUCUCUCCGCAACUAUACAUGCAAAUGACCCCACCCACGACCCUCACCAUGUGCCCGUCAUGCGAGCGAGUCGCCGUGCCGCCCUACGCGGCCGCCGCCGCCGGUGGCAACCGCCCCCACCCGAUAGCCCAGACGCACCCUCGGCCCAUUCCCGUUGGCCCGUGGGCCACUGCCGCAGCUCCCAUAGCUCACCGGCCCUUUGAUUUGCUGCACCCUAGAUCGUGAUGGUACACGACGAGGGCACUUUGGACAUUUUGAACUCGAACGUGUACGGCCUGGGAAAAUGGGGAAAUAGAUGGAAUUGGGGACACGGGAGUUAUUGUAUGUUGGGGUCUAUAAGAUAUGGUUGGUAGGGGAAAUGAUUUGGUGGGUUUCGGUUGUUUUGUACCGUUUCGACCCACCAAUGUUGUUUUUGCUCCGGGUGGUGUACGUAGUUCUUAGGAUUUGGCUAGUUUGUAUGACUUCCCAUUUUCCCAUCCCGAAGAGUAAGGGGUGACUCUGUAAAUUGCAGCGGUCUAAUAUAAAUUUUCCGUUUGCGGAA
Prosopis cineraria is the source of this 1340-nucleotide messenger RNA. RefSeq names its product homeobox-leucine zipper protein HAT4-like. Gene Ontology annotation, biological process: regulation of DNA-templated transcription. NCBI's taxonomy places the organism in Eukaryota, Viridiplantae, Streptophyta, Magnoliopsida, Fabales, Fabaceae. The record is from RefSeq and is a predicted model, not a curated record. The transcript has 4 exons. Gene Ontology annotation, molecular function: sequence-specific DNA binding; DNA-binding transcription factor activity, RNA polymerase II-specific. Gene Ontology annotation, cellular component: nucleus. Bases 134 to 1024 code for a protein of 296 amino acids.